Molecule: messenger RNA, 1799 nt
Organism: Hemicordylus capensis (graceful crag lizard)
Lineage: Eukaryota; Metazoa; Chordata; Lepidosauria; Squamata; Cordylidae
Gene: C14H11orf68
Product: chromosome 14 C11orf68 homolog
Exons: 2
Coding region: 228-1007 (259 amino acids)
Source: RefSeq, a predicted model, not a curated record
GGCUCGAGAGGGGCAGGUCUGUCCCUAGGCAGUUGAGGGUUUAUUUCUUUCCUCUCUUGGCUUAGCUGCGGCCUUAUCCCAAUGUUUAAGUUAGGUUUUUUUUUAAUUUUAAUUUUUAAAAUUUAUUUUUACACUUCUAUCCCGCUCUUCCUCCGAGGAGCCCGGAGUGGUGCAGGUGGUUAUGUUUAUCCCCACAACAACCCUGUGAGUUAGGCUAAGUUAGAUCAAUGACUGGACUCCAGAACUGCCUGGGGCUCUGCAAAGCCAUGGCCAACCAGGAAGGCAACGAGGCGGGGAAGGACCGGGGUUUUGGGGCCGAACACCUCGCCGCCGAGUCGAUGGCAGCGGACAUGGACCCCUGGGUGGUGUUCGACGCCCGCAAGACCCCGCGGGCGGAAUUUGAGGAAUGGCUGCAGACCUACCAGCCGUCCCGCGUCUCGCGCUUCGGCGACCCCGAGCGCAACGCGGAGCCGGUGGGCUGGAUCGCCGUCUAUGGGCCCAGCUUCUGCCCGGAAGGCGGGGACGUGGUCGGCCUGCAGGACGACUGGGAGCGCCUCCAGGCCAGUGGCCGGAGCGUCACCUUCGACACCGUCCGGGAGCUGGCCCUCAACUACCGGGUGCUGACCGGGAAGUGGCUGAUGCACCUGGACAGCGGCUUCAAGGUGGACCACGCCUGGCGCGGCAUUGCCCGCGCCGUGCUGGAGGGCCGCCUCGGCGUGGCCAAGGUCAGCCCCUGCUGCCCCGACUCGGAGCGGAAGCAAGUCAUCUGCGUCUACACGGACGACUUCACCGACGAGGAGCAGGUGCUGGCCGCCGACGCCGUCAUCCGGGCCACGGGCGUCAAGUGCCUGCUGUCCUACAAGCCCGACGUCUACACCUACCUGGGCAUCUACCGCGACAACCGCUGGCACCUCUGCCCCACCAUCUACGAGAGCAAGUUUGACCUCGAGUGCAUUCCCCGCCGCUCCCGCAUCCUCAACAAAGUCAGCAACACCGAAGUGACUUAACUGGUUCCCCCCCAGCUGUGACACUCUCAAGGGAAUGGUGCCAUCACUGGGAACUACAAGUCCCAGCAUGCAAUGCUCACCCAUCUCCCUUUAAGUAGAGACCAGGGGACUUCCUAGCUGCUGCUGGGAGGAGACUGUUGCCAACGACAAGGGGCUGCUUUUGGGGACAGGAUUCCUGCGUUGCCUGUGCUAUUUUGCUGCAAGGGGACACUUCGCCCCGGUGAGCCAAAGGGUCCAUUUUUUUUUUUACUGUGCCCCAUAGAUGGAGAUUUGAUGUCCCCUCUCUUCAGUUUCCAAGAGCCUGUUAAUAGGAGUGCGUCUCUGGGCACGGCGCCUCUUCUGCCCGUGUGUCUUACAGUAAUGCCUGGGGGUGGCAACUCCUAGAGUUCCCGAAUCACCACCACAGCAGACCUUUUCAGUUAUCCGGCCAAGGAAAGGGGUAAGAGUACCCGAGCCUUCUAGCACCGCAGAAUUGGUUGAUCCGGAAGAAUCCUUAUCCUUCCUAUGGAGGCGUUCUAUGAAAUACACACUUGUAUACUUUUGAACCCAUUUUCUUUAAAAAAAAAAAAAAAAGCUUGAGCUGCUUUAAGUUGUGGAGCAGAGGGUCCACCUUCAUUUGGCAUAGGCCUCGUCGUCAACCCCGAUGGGUUGAUUGAGCCUUGAGAGAAGGGCUAAGCCAAUGUUCCCCAAGCCGGGUCCCUCCAUAUGUUGCUGAACUGGGGGUGUGUGUAAAGUUUUAAAGGGGCAUGCAUCUGUAAAUAGAUUGAAAAUAAACUGAUUUUCUUCCCUCUG